Molecule: messenger RNA, 387 nt
Organism: Peromyscus californicus insignis
Lineage: Eukaryota; Metazoa; Chordata; Mammalia; Rodentia; Cricetidae
Product: paired immunoglobulin-like type 2 receptor beta-2
Exons: 3
Coding region: 1-387 (128 amino acids)
Molecular function (GO): MHC class I protein binding
Source: RefSeq, a predicted model, not a curated record
AUGGCUACAAGCUGCCCUGCAGGCGGGGCACUCAGAAUCCUGAACUUGAAGGAAAAGGACCAGACUACAUACUACCGCCAAGUUUAUCUAAACGCAAAUGAAGGCAUUAAGUAUAUUCAGUCUAUUACCGGGACUCGACUGACCAUCAUCCAUGCCAUCAGCACCACCAUGCAGAGCCCCUCCAUGGUCACCUCUGCAGUCACCACAGCUGGCCUGGAGGACACAGAGGGCCUGAGGAAUCCUCCACUUGUGAACCUGGGAGCCACGGUCGGGGUGGUGGUGGCCACGGCUGUGCUCAUAACCCCCAUCUAUGUGUUGAUGGUCUUCCUCUGGUGGAAGCAAAGGUCCAGGACAUUGUCUGUGUGUUCCCAGAUCACAGACCUCUAG